AUGCUGGGCAAUCAGACUGUCAUCUCUCAUGUCAUCCUUCUGGGAUUUGGGGAGCUUCAUGAUAUGCAGAUGUUCCUUUUCCAGUCCUUUUUACUUAUCUACAUUUUUACCAUACUGGCCAAUUUCCUCACUGUUCUUUUAAUUCUGGUGGAUCAGCAUUUGCAUACACCCAUGUAUUUCUUCCUAGGAAAUUUGUCCUGUUUGGAAAUGAUGUACAGCUCUGCAAUCUUGCCUAAGAUGCUGGAUAGUUUUUUAACAGGGGAAAAAUCCAUCUCUUUCAAAGGAUGUAUUACACAGCUCUAUUUCUUUGCUUUCCUAUGUAGUACAGAAUGCUAUCUCCUCUCUGUGAUGUCUUAUGAUCGAUUUUUAGCCAUAUGUAAACCUCUGCAUUAUGCUACUGCAAUGAGAAUUACACGCUGCAUCCAGCUAGCUGCUGUGUCUUGGAUCAAUGGCAUGGUUUUUACAAUGGUAUAUUUGAUCUUCAUGUUACAGCUUUGGUUCUGUGGCCCCAAUGAAAUUGACCAUUUCUUUUGUGAAACCUUGCCAUUAAUAAAGCUGUCUUGCAGCGAUACCACUUUUAUGAAACAUGCUGUUGCAUUCUUGGCUUACACAUUCACUUUUCCUCCAUUUACAUUGACCUUUAUGUCUUACAUAUUUAUACUGAGAACCAUUUUGAGAAUUCCAUCUAGGACUGGGAAACAAAAAGCUUUUUCCACCUGUUCCUCUCAUCUGAUUGUUGUCUCAUUUUUUUAUGGGGCAAUAGCAGUUGUAUACUUGAUGCCAGAAACUGAAGGAAAGAAAAAUCCUAGUAAAUUCUUUUCUCUGUUAUACACAGUCCUUCCCUCAUUAUUCAACCCUUUAAUAUACACCUUGAGAAAUAAGGAUGUCAAAGAAGCCCUGAAGAAGCUAUUAUGUAGAUUUUGGAAGAUAAUAUAUUUUAAUCUUCAUUUAAAAGAGUAA
Molecule: messenger RNA, 960 nt
Organism: Protobothrops mucrosquamatus (brown spotted pit viper)
Lineage: Eukaryota; Metazoa; Chordata; Lepidosauria; Squamata; Viperidae
Product: olfactory receptor 10A7-like
Exons: 1
Coding region: 1-960 (319 amino acids)
Biological process (GO): G protein-coupled receptor signaling pathway
Cellular component (GO): membrane
Molecular function (GO): G protein-coupled receptor activity; olfactory receptor activity
Source: RefSeq, a predicted model, not a curated record